AUGCGGUUCAAGAUGGGGAACGUCCUGCUGUCUCUUCUUUUCUGGUACAAAGCUGUGCUGGCCCUGUCCCCUGGUGAGGAUGAGAGAUUGGAGCUGUGGCACAGCAAAGCUUGCAAAUGCAAUUGCCAGGGAGGACCUAAUUCGGUGUGGUCCAGUGGAACUAACAGCUUGGAGUGCAUGCCAGAGUGCCCCUACCACAAACCCCUCGGCUUUGAGUCUGGCGCUGUCACCCCUGACCAGAUCAGCUGCUCCAACCCCGAGCAGUACACAGGCUGGUACUCCUCAUGGACAGCCAAUAAGGCCCGCCUCAACGGCCAAGGUUUUGGGUGCGCCUGGCUCUCCAAGUACCAGGACAACGGGCAGUGGCUGCAGAUCGACCUGAAAGAGGUGAAGGUGAUCUCAGGGAUCCUCACACAAGGGCGCUGUGAUGCUGAUGAGUGGAUGACCAAAUACAGCGUGCAGUACCGCACCGAUGAGAACCUCAACUGGGUUUACUACAAGGACCAGACCGGAAACAACCGGGUUUUCUAUGGCAACUCGGACCGGUCAUCCUCAGUGCAGAACCUGCUGCGGCCGCCCAUCGUGGCCCGCUACAUCCGCCUCAUCCCGCUGGGCUGGCACGUGCGCAUUGCCAUCCGCAUGGAGCUCCUCGAGUGCCUGGGCAAAUGUGGCUGAGUGCCCACUGGGUAGAGGUGUGCAGGUGUGUGCCUGUAUGGCCGUCCCAUCUCACUGCUGAUGUGUGCUGCGGCCACGAUCCUGCCGACCCCACAAACAGAAGGGCUUUCUUGAAUAAAACACUGCUUUACAUGACACCUGGUGAUACGGCUGAACCCUACUCCAAUAGCUUACUGUUUUU
This is a messenger RNA of Lagopus leucura (white-tailed ptarmigan), 856 nucleotides long. RefSeq names its product retinoschisin 1 (gene RS1). The coding region runs from base 1 to 675 and encodes 224 amino acids. The transcript is spliced from 6 exons. Lineage: Eukaryota; Metazoa; Chordata; Aves; Galliformes; Phasianidae. The record is from RefSeq and is a predicted model, not a curated record.